Molecule: messenger RNA, 2789 nt
Organism: Ornithodoros turicata
Lineage: Eukaryota; Metazoa; Arthropoda; Arachnida; Ixodida; Argasidae
Exons: 3
Coding region: 463-972 (169 amino acids)
Molecular function (GO): protein binding
Source: RefSeq, a predicted model, not a curated record
UUGUGUGAUGUGUGCACUGCAGCUUCUACUUAUAUUUUAAAAUUUAAAUGUAAGCGAUAAACAAAUCGAUGACCGCUGGUGGCAAUUAACGUCAUAUCCUGUUAACUGGAAGCACCGGAAGUGGAGACCGUGAACGCGCGAGCGAAAGUAAAAGGCAAAAGCAGACGAACGGUGAAGUUGGUCAAGUCGUCAAGUUAACAAUAGAUCCAUGAUCCAUCAGAUCCCACUGGGAUCUCGCUAGAGAAACCUGCCCUGAUUCAAAGGAGAUAACACACAAUCUGAACUCCCCUUUGACCCUGCUAUCUAGUAGACGAUUGUCAUAUUCAUAAAAUCCAGGGGGUGGGGGAAUUCAUUGGCAGAAAAAUAAAAAACUACUACUACUGCAGAGUCAAGUCGUGAUCAUAAUGUGCAAUGCCUAUGGAAAUUAACGACUGAGCGAGAUCACUUGAGUGCUGUAUUGAAAUGCAGCAGCCUCUUGGGCUCAGUCUUCGAGAUUUCAAAAGCCGUGUUGCUCGUUUUGCGGAAGAGAGGGGCAUAAUCAACAAACUUCGUGCGAAUCUGCGUUGUGAAUUUGUGAAAGCGUUGGAGCUGCUGCCACACCGGGCACAAGACUUCUCGUCUCGGACGUUGUCACAUCAGGUUAUCCAGUCGUUGAUUGCAGAGUAUCUAUCCCAUCAUGGCUUCCACUACACAGUGAGCACCCUCGUUUGCGAAAGCGCUCACCAAACGUGCCUGACGGCGACAGAUGUGCGUGCACUGCUCCACCUGGGCAAGUCUCAACUGCCAGCGCUAGAGAGCAUCGUGCAUGAAAGAAUGGGCACUGUUGAGGAGACAGAAGCACUGCAUCAGCAACUGGAGAACACGAGGCGGCAGUUGCAAGAAAUAUGUGAAAAGAUGACUCCAGUCGAGUCAAGCAAGUUAUGCGAGGAACACAACUUUUCAUUUAUUGUUUCCACGGAUAGUGCAAAAUGAGAGGAAAUCAGGCACAGGGAUCUUGGAUAUUCUCCUCCUCCAGCAGCAGGUCCUGUUCCUCAGCAUCUGCAAGGACAAGUGUGCUAAAGUGGCUACGACAAAGAGACGCUACUUCUCAAGGUGGACACUUUUAUUACUGUCUCUUGCUACAAAGCCCUCCACUACCAUCUGUUGGAUCAGCUCAAGUCCAUCUAUGUGGAGAAAAGAUGAUUCUCUUGAUCGUCGCCCUCUUGAAAAAGUGCAAAAGUGUGUCUCCCAAGAACUUACUACUCACCCUGCCACGACGACCUAGAAGGAGACGUGUUUCUUAUCAGUGUGAGAACAGUGAAAAUGCUAACCAUAUAGAGAAUCCUACCAGAGGCUAUGAGACAUAGACGGCUGCACCUGAAACAGCCAACAUGACAUCACACUCCUCCCACUUUCUUUCCACAUAGAUAUGCUAAGAAAAAGACAGUCUUGCAUACUUACGGACCGAGGGACACUUCAGCGAUAACUUUACAUUGUUUCUAUACAUCAUGUCAUCUUUACAUACUUUAUGAAGGUCACAUAAAAAAAAAUACAUAUUCUGCUUCAAUAUUUAAGUGGUUCAAUUCUGGGGUUGUGUUUACUUGCACUGUUGUGACUAAUAGUUAUUCCACCUGCAUGCUGUAAUUAUUGUCCAUAUGUAUUAUACUUGCUGCAUGGCUUCUGGUUUACAAGGAUAACGGUAUGGUAUAAGUACUGUACAGACAUGUGUAUGCUGGAUACAGUCAACCCUUAAUUUACGUAUUCCCUCGCUUUAUGAACAAUGCCCCCCUUGUACAAGACAUCUCACCUUGUUUUCCCAACUCUGUUUAUAAACUCUCAAUUUCCAAACAGUGAGCACAUGUUUCAAGGUAGAACCUUGAAGAACCAAUCCUUUUUUACUUCCAUUUACGAACAUGGCAAGUACAGUCAUCCAAGUGAAUAACGUGUCAUUAGAGGUUAACAAAGCAUAUACGUGGAGCACCCCGUGUCCCACAUAGGAAAACGUUAUUCACUUGUCUACCACAAAUCAAUCUUUCUGGGGCACGAACCAGCAAGCAAGUGUCACUUCAGAGCUGUACUUUGAAACGGGUGCAUAUCGAGGGUGUAAUACAGUACUUCGUGGACAGGAAUGACAAGUUAAGCGUUAGAUUACUAAUGUUUCUUGUGAGCAAUGUUGACACAGGAGAAACAAUAGAUUUUAAAAAAUAAACAUAAUCCCACAUUGCAAUGAACAGUCUGUGUCAACACUGCUCCUAUCGUUCUAGCGCUUUUGCUCAUUCCAAGCGAUUUUUCGAUAAAUGUUAGCUGCUCAUAUCGAGGGUUCGCUGCAUACAUAAAAGAUGGCAACUAUUUUUGGGGGGCUCAUCCUAGGGAAAUAGGCAAACUAAUUUUCAAUAAGACUGAGAUGGAACACAAAUCACUUUACAAUGAAAAAAUGUUAUGUGCUUCUCAUAAACCUGUGCAGUCUGUUUUGCAGCAGUCUUCAAUUGGUUAUGCGAUAACGGCGCAAUUUUCAUUGAGCAGUCGCACAACCUUUAAGCAAGCUGUACAUUUAUUGAUUACAGUAUCGUAAUCCCACAUGCAUACAUAAAAACAGGCCAUUUUCCCUUCUGGAAAUAUGCUUGUGGAUAACUUUGUAUUAUUAGGGUGAUGAACUGGGCAAGUUGGUAUCAUUCUUGCAUGAUGUACUAGCACUACUUAACAAGGACAGACAGGAGAGAACACAGGACUAGAGGUGUGCGAAUGAGAAUAUUUGAAGUCUAAUCCAAUAUCAAAUUGAAUGGGGAAAAUAAAAGCCCAAUAUUUUGUGC